AUAAGCCCUACAGUCAAUGACAGAGUACGGAAAGACAUCUCUUCUCUUUCUCUCUUUUGGUCAUUCUUCUUUUUUUUAUAUUUGACAUUUGCAUCUUACAUCUCAGGUGUAGUGUGGGCUGCUCACCUGUCGUCAGGUGAGGGAGGUGUCUGUCUUCCAUAGCUGCUUCCGGAACCCUUACCACUGAGCGCAGCAGUAGCUGGUCAUCCCCUGCCAGCUAUCCUCUCUGCCGCUGGUUUAAUGUUUAACUCAGGACAAAUGCGGGACAGGGUAGGAGAAGAGAGCACGCACACAGAUAUCUUAUGAGAUGAGACGGAGCCUAGCGGAUCAGCACUGAGAGAGCAUGGCGACCAGCAAUCGAGCAUGGAAAAGGGAAGGAGCCAGGCUAACAUCAAGGGACAAGGGUGAUACAAAAGUUGCUGAGUCAUCCAGUGGCCGUCAGACGCCCACGCGGCGACCUCUGCCUCCUCUGGCACGCCUCUACAUCUACGCUCUCCACGGCCUGUUCUGUGAGGUGGCCUUCACCGCCGUAUUCGACUGCUGCCUCACCUUCGACCCCCGUCUGCCCGGGCACACCAGCCUCUGGGCGCUGCUCAUCUAUGGCUCGGCCGUCUUCGUCCUGGAGGACCUGAGCUUGUGGCUGAACCGCAAGCGCUGCCCCCUGCUGGCCCGGAUGAUCCUCUACACUCUUGUGACCUACCUGUGGGAGUUCACCAGCGGGUUCUUGCUGAGAUUGGUAGGGGCGUGCCCGUGGGAUUACUCCCAGUUCCAGUACAACUUCUUAGGCCUGGUGACAUUGGAGUACGCCAUUCCCUGGGCUCUAGUGUCGCUGAUCGCCGAGAAACUUCUAGUCCCCUACACGUUGAGGCUACGCCUUGAGAGCUGAACACGUCGGAUGCUCCCGUAGAACUGACUUGGUGCUAGUGAUCUCAGAAUCAUGGGGGUCAAUGCUCAGGAAGGACAACUACUAGUUCUUGCUUUUUUUGUUUAAUAAGUGGCUGAAUGAAGUGAAUGUUUAUAUCACUGUGAAUGGGAAAGACCUCAACUUUUCUCCUGUAAUGGGAGCCUUUCAAGUGCCUCGGAACUGAACUAAACAAGGAUAGGUGGCCCCAAACUGUCAAAAGAUAUUUACAGACCUAAAAUAAUUUUGAAAUUUUGCCAUUACAAUUCAUCUUGAUUAUUUCUUUACUUCUUCAUUUGUUAUUCAUCAGCUUACAAUUUUCAUGGACAGGAAUACCUAAAGAAUUUUUUGACAAAAAAAAAUUGAAAUGGGCUUAAAGUACAUAUAUAAUGCACUAGAAUAUUGGGAAAUGCUGUAUUUUACAUACGUAUUUCAUUUCUAGAAGCACUUUCUGACCAUUAAAACUACACGUUGCACCUUGAAAGCCUCCUGGCUUUUUCAAGCCCCGGAGUUUCAAGGGAAUCUUUUUGUUGGUUCGUUGUUAUCUCUUCUAGCCUGGCAACUGAGGUCAUAUGUGCAGGCAUGCUUUGUAUCCAACUUCUUUAGUGAAACAUUUCUAUAUAAAAAUACCUCAGGUUCAUAACUGGAUGCACUUCAUAUGUGGAACUACAAACUGCAUUAAAUCUCUACUACUCUGAGUACAGUAGCAGCACACUUUUCAGAACACAUUUUAUGAAUGGACUGCAACACUGACCUCGUUGUGUAGGAUCACUGGCAUUCUGAUAAGAGGACACCUUCACUCAAACAUGUGCACUUGGACUUUUUUUUCGUGCAUAAGGCCACUCUCAUAGUACAUUUGAAGCCACAUUAGUUAACACAGUCACUUGCAAUAUGCAGUGCUUCGGUAGUUUUUGUAUACGUCAUGUAUUUUUGCUCUCUCUCUCUCUCUGUCUCUGUUUGCCUUUGGCCAUUGCUUGCGUGUGAGUGAUUUACAGAAACCAAAAGACAAGCUUUACUUGCUUUGUGAGCUCCCUAUCUCACUGCAUUACUACUGCAAUAAUUUAUCUUGCUCCUGAUAAUAAGACAUUGAGAUAAACACUCCUGCAGCCUCCCUCUUCGAGUAAACUCACUCAAAUACUAAUGAAUGACAGUGGCACACAGGAGGGAAUGACUGACUGAGUGAAUGAGCUCUUGUUUUUUGUUUUUUGUUUUUGUUUUUUACACAUUUUUUUUAAAAUAAAGUUCAAUUCAUCCGUGAA
Messenger RNA from Clupea harengus (Atlantic herring), 2160 nucleotides. Its product is annotated as transmembrane protein 229B-like. The record is from RefSeq and is a predicted model, not a curated record. Lineage: Eukaryota; Metazoa; Chordata; Actinopteri; Clupeiformes; Clupeidae.